AUGGGUUUAAAUUGGGACGUUGUGUUUUUCCACAGCAGCAAAGUCUCCCGUGAUACACUGUACGAAGCUGUGAAGGAAGUCCUUCAGGGGAGUCAGGCAAAGACCCGCAAGUUCCUGGAGACUGUGGAGUUGCAGAUCAGUCUGAAAAACUAUGACCCUCAAAAGGACAAGCGUUUUUCUGGCACUGUCAGGCUCAAGUCGGCUCCGAGACCUAAAUUCUCUGUCUGUGUCUUGGGAGAUCAGCAGCAUUGUGAUGAAGCCAAAGCCGUUGACAUCCCACACAUGGAUAUAGAGGCCCUUAAAAAACUGAAUAAGAACAAAAAGCUAGUGAAGAAACUAGCCAAGAAAUACGAUGCUUUUCUGGCCUCUGAAUCCCUGAUCAAGCAAAUUCCUCGAAUCCUGGGGCCAGGACUGAACAAGGCUGGCAAAUUCCCUUCUCUUCUCACUCACAAUGAGAACAUGGUGGGCAAAGUAGAUGAAGUGAAAUCCACAAUCAAGUUUCAAAUGAAAAAGGUGCUAUGUCUUGCUGUGGCAGUUGGACAU
This is a messenger RNA of Protobothrops mucrosquamatus (brown spotted pit viper), 543 nucleotides long. Its product is annotated as 60S ribosomal protein L10a. The transcript is spliced from 5 exons. Gene Ontology annotation, cellular component: large ribosomal subunit. The record is from RefSeq and is a predicted model, not a curated record. Gene Ontology annotation, molecular function: structural constituent of ribosome; RNA binding. The annotation marks the transcript as partial. Lineage: Eukaryota; Metazoa; Chordata; Lepidosauria; Squamata; Viperidae. Gene Ontology annotation, biological process: translation.